This is a messenger RNA of Hymenoscyphus albidus, 2948 nucleotides long. NCBI's taxonomy places the organism in Eukaryota, Fungi, Ascomycota, Leotiomycetes, Helotiales, Helotiaceae. The record is from the annotation of a GenBank genome assembly.
GCAGCAGAGCCCCUACCCCUGGCAAUCCCGACCAGUGCAGCAGGCGCGACCCCGAAAGUGCUGUCAUCUGUUGGGAUUUAGCGUUGGUGCUCCCAAAAUUGUCGAGGAAGGUGCGCAGAAUGGUUCGGUGUCCGUAACCAACGGUAGGGUCGUUCACUCGUACGUACCGCCCUCGUCCCUCCAUCCCUCCAUCAGCUCGACCGCUGCUUGUAUUGGUGUCCCCUCCAAAAAAAAAAGUACGAACUCCGUCCUUACUCCAUCCCCCCAUCCAAAUUUCUCCUCUCCUCCACUUCAUCCACGAUCCCGAGACUCGUUGAAUUACCAUUCCAUUUCUUGACCCCAUCGCCCUGCUUUUAAAAGGUUCCCUUUGGUAUGUGUGCCCUUUCUUAGAGCUCCGAACUUUCCCCUCGCCCAGUUCACCCCUCACAUUCUGUCCAUAUCCCCCAAUCCUGUCAAUUAUACCAUUCGAGAUCUGCUGCACGGCUCUCUUAUCUGAGGAGCCCUUGUGACCGAUCGUAGUCGAGUACCGUCUGCUGUGAGAAGUCCUGAGAAAUUCACUAGGUGUGAACCAACCGAUUCCCCCCACAAGCUCUUGAGACCUCCAACCUGUCCGUGAAGCGUCCCCGGCACUCGACAAACUCCAGCUUAGAACCGCUUCAACAAGAAACCGAAAGCUAAUCUGCGUGAUUAUCUAGAAACUUCUUCACAUACCUCAAAAUGGCCGCCAAAUCGAUCCUCGAAGCUGAUGGAAAGGCCAUCCUCAACUACCACCUCACCAGAGCUCCAGUCAUCAAGCCAUCUCCUCUCCCAAAAUCCGCCACACACAACGCCCCUCCAAAGCUCGCAUCUCUAUACUUCCCAGAAGAUGCAGAGGUUUCAGCAAUUCUUGACCAGGCAGAGGUCUCAUACCCAUGGCUUCUUGUCCCCGGUUCCAAAUUUGUCGCUAAGCCAGAUCAAUUGAUCAAGCGCCGUGGAAAGAGUGGCCUGUUGGCCUUGAACAAGACAUGGCCAGAGGCAAAGGCUUGGAUUGCUGAGCGUGCUGGCAAGGAGCAAAAGGUCGAGACAGUGAUGGGUGUUUUGCGACAGUUCUUGGUUGAACCUUUCGUACCCCAUCCAGACGGAACCGAGUACUACAUCAACAUCAACUCGCAAAGAGAGGUAUGUGGGAACUUCUUUCCUUUCGUGUUGCAGACUCCAACCCCGUGGGGCGGAAAAGUGGUGUCGAAAUUCACAUUUCGAACUCGGACUCCGAAAAAGGAAUCCGAAUCCAAAUGAGAUGGGCAUGUUUUUUCUUGGUCAGAAAUUGCAUCUUUUCUCAAGUGAGAAAUCGUUGUACCUCGGUGGGAAUCCACGACCUUUUGUCGUUGCAGCACGGCCACAUGCGCGUUUCGGCAAAUUCCCCGGGCGAGCGGAAGCUAGAGGAGAUCAGUUAUAGAAGAACCAGAACCAGAUCACAGCUUAGUCCCGGGAAGCUUUGGUACCUGCAUCUGUCCUCUCUCCGCAUAUAAGGCUUAAAUUGUGUAACGAUUGCAGUGGCACGUUGUGCGGUUAUUUUUACCAUGUCAUGGCUUGGUGGUCUAAGUCAACGCGACAGCACAGCUGGUCUUGUCAAACCCCUGCUGUUCUUCAGGGGUCAAAUUUCCACUCUUGCACAAUAAAUAUGCGUUGAUAAACUUUACUAACAUACACCUCUUCAACAGGGUGACUGGAUUCUAUUCACACACGAGGGAGGUGUUGAUGUUGGAGACGUUGACGAGAAGGCCGAGAAACUCCUAGUCCCAGUCGACCUUUCAGAAUACCCAUCAAACGAGGAGAUUGCCGCAACCUUACUCAAGAAGGUUCCAAAGGGUGUACACAACGUUCUCGUCGACUUCAUUACACGAUUAUACGCCGUUUAUGUCGACUGUCAAUUCACAUACCUUGAGAUCAACCCACUGGUUGUUAUUCCCAACGCCGAUGCCACAUCCGCUGAGGUUCACUUCCUGGAUUUGGCUGCUAAGCUCGAUCAAACUGCCGAGUUUGAGUGUGGUGUCAAAUGGGCCGUUGCACGCUCACCUGCUGCCCUCGGUAUGGCUGCUGUCAAGGCAGCUGAUGGAAAGGUCAACAUUGACGCUGGUCCACCAAUGGAAUUUCCAGCUCCUUUCGGUCGUGAGAUGAGCAAGGAGGAGGCUUAUAUUGCUGAGCUUGACGCCAAGACUGGUGCUUCUCUCAAGCUCACCAUCCUCAACUCCAAUGGCCGAGUAUGGACUCUGGUCGCUGGUGGUGGUGCUUCCGUCGUCUAUGCCGAUGCCAUUGCAAGCAGUGGAUUUUCUGACGAGCUCGCCAACUACGGUGAAUACUCCGGAGCCCCUACGGAGACACAAACCUUCCAUUAUGCACGAACAGUCAUUGACCUUAUGCUCCGAGCUCCUAUGCACCCUGAGGGUAAGGUCUUGUUCAUUGGUGGUGGUAUUGCCAACUUUACCAACGUUGCUUCUACUUUCAAGGGUGUUAUCCGCGCUCUUAAGGAGUUCAGCCCACAAUUGAUUGAGCACAAGGUUCAAAUCUGGGUCAGACGUGCUGGUCCUAACUACCAGGAGGGAUUGAAGAACAUCAAGGCCGUUGGUCAAGAACUAAACCUUGAUAUGCACGUUUAUGGCCCUGAGAUGCAUGUCAGUGGUAUUGUUCCUUUGGCUUUGAUUCCAGGACGUUUGGCCCAGAGUAAGGUUGAGGAGUUCAAGGGUUGAAAGGAUGUUUAGAUGAAAUUUUCUGCAAGGGGUUUUUUUGGGCAUCUGUUUGAGCUGCAAGAUGAUGGUGGUGGGAUAUACCCACCUUGGACGUUAUACAUAGACACUCAUAAUUGCCUUUGGUGGGUUGCUAGCACUGUGUAAUCUGGUAGGCGUUGGCGAGGGAUCUGUGGUCACGUCUUGAGCAUGAGAGCGCAAAAAUAAACUAUUUCACGAUUAACA